GCCGUGCGGGAAACGUUUCUUCCCUGGCGGAGCACCACGCCUCUGGCUCCCCGGAGGUUCGGGGUAUUCCGCGCCCCCCUUCCGCGAAACGGUGUCCCAGAAAUUGGAAAGUAGAGGUAGGGAUGAUCUUGAGUUCAGGGGCAGCCUGGGCUAUUAAAUAGAUAAAUGAAGUUAGAAAACAAGAAACAAAGUCAGUUACGGUGACUCGUGACUGUACUCUCAGGCCAGGCUGAACCGCCCAAUGGCCGGGUCAUCCUCGGUUUCUCAACCUUCCUUCUAGAAUCAAAAACAAUACAAAAAACAGGCCAGACGUGGUGGUGCCCUUAAUGCCAGCACUCAGGAGGCAGACACUGGCGGAUGUGAGGCCAGCCUGGUCUACAGAGCGAGUUCCGGGACAGCCAGGGCUAGAGAGACAAACCGACCCAAAGCAGGCAAACGUGUAGUGUGAGUGGGUGAGAGGGACGACCACACUGAGCAUCCGGUGCUGGGCCCUGGGGCCGAACAGAAUCUGCGUCCUCUCGGGCCCAGGGCCUGGUGUCCUGUGGACAGCGGCAUGCGUGGGUGAGAGAUCAACACAAGGCAUUCUCGAUCGCCGAAAGAAACGGACAGAGCAGCCGUCACCCCUCAAAUUCUGCCUUUCCCAGCUCCUGAAGCAGUAUGGGCCUUUGCUGCCGACCACGCCGCGCACCUGGCGGCCUCCCCUUUAAGGCGCGCUCACCUGGCGGCCUCCCCUUUAAGACGCGCUCACCUGGCGGCCUCCCCUUUAAGGCGCGCUCACCUGGCGGCCUCCCCUUUAAGACGCGCUCACCUGGCGGCCUCCCCUUUAAGGCGCGCUCACCUGGCGGCUCACCUGGGUGAGGCGCUUCCGCAGGAAGAAGGAAGCUGCCCAGCCGCCUCUGCCUGUCGCUCCGGCCUCUCAGCUUCCCCGGCCGCCACCAUGUCGGCCUCGGCCGUCUUCAUUCUGGACGUCAAGGGCAAGCCCCUGAUUAGCCGAAACUACAAAGGUGAUGUACCCAUGACCGAGAUCGACCACUUCAUGCCACUGCUUAUGCAGCGUGAGGAGGAGGGGGUGCUGGCCCCGCUGCUCAGCCAUGGCCGAGUGCACUUCCUGUGGAUCAAACACAGCAACCUCUACUUGGUGGCCACCACCCUGAAGAACGCCAACGCCUCGCUGGUGUACUCCUUUCUGUACAAGACCGUGGAGGUCUUCUGUGAGUACUUUAAGGAGCUGGAGGAGGAGAGCAUCCGAGAUAACUUUGUCAUUGUGUAUGAGCUGCUGGAUGAACUCAUGGACUUCGGCUUUCCACAGACCACAGACAGCAAGAUCCUGCAGGAGUACAUCACACAACAGGGCAACAAGUUGGAGACCGGCAAGUCUCGGGUUCCGCCUACGGUCACCAAUGCUGUAUCAUGGCGCUCUGAGGGGAUCAAAUACAAAAAGAAUGAGGUCUUCAUUGACGUCAUAGAGUCUGUUAACCUUCUGGUCAAUGCUAAUGGCAGUGUCUUGCUCAGCGAGAUUGUGGGCACCAUCAAGCUGAAGGUGUUUUUGUCUGGGAUGCCAGAGCUGCGGCUGGGCCUCAAUGACCGAGUGCUCUUUGAGCUUACUGGCCUUUCAGGCAGCAAGAACAAGUCUGUGGAACUGGAAGAUGUGAAAUUCCACCAGUGUGUGAGGCUUUCGCGCUUCGACAAUGACCGCACCAUCUCCUUCAUCCCCCCGGAUGGGGACUUUGAACUCAUGUCCUACCGCCUCAGCACCCAGGUCAAACCCCUGAUCUGGAUCGAGUCAGUCAUUGAGAAAUUCUCCCACAGCCGCGUGGAGAUCAUGGUCAAGGCUAAGGGGCAAUUUAAGAAGCAGUCGGUGGCCAAUGGCGUGGAAAUAUCUGUGCCUGUUCCCAGUGAUGCAGAUUCCCCACGCUUCAAGACCAGUGUGGGCAGUGCCAAGUAUGUGCCUGAGAAGAAUGUUGUCAUUUGGAGUAUCAAGUCCUUCCCCGGCGGCAAAGAGUACUUGAUGCGUGCCCACUUUGGGCUCCCCAGCGUGGAAACUGAGGAGGUGGAGGGCCGGCCACCCAUUGGGGUCAAGUUUGAGAUUCCGUACUUUACUGUUUCUGGCAUCCAGGUCCGUUACAUGAAGAUUAUUGAGAAAAGUGGAUACCAGGCCCUGCCCUGGGUCCGCUACAUCACCCAGAGUGGAGAUUAUCAGCUUCGUACCAGCUAGAAGGGAGAAGUGGGGGUUUGAACAUGAGUUGAACAUGCGGCUUCCUUCUCAGAUCACAGCUUCAGACUAUGAGAUGUGUGUGUGUGUGUGUGUGUGUGUGUGUGUGUGUGUGUGUGUGUGUGUGUUCACGCUGCGUUGGGGUACUGACAACACAUUCUUGCUGCCAGUGCCCAACCCCCUGUACCCCUCAGCUGUCUAGGACGGUUGUGUCCCUCACCCUUGGAGCUCUCCCAUCCUGAUUUUAUAUGAAGAGAUAUGAGGGCCUGAACUGCCCUCCCCUCCGUGAGUGCCUUCUUACAGUGACCUUCCUUGGGCAGCUCAGGGCUCUUUUAUGACUGCUGAGCCUAGGCCCUGCUGGCCCUCCGUCUGAGUUUGAGGGUGUCAUUAAAAUAAAUCUAACAGCUGUGAAUGUGCUUCUUGGCCAUGGACUGGGACUGACCAUGCUUGCUUCGGUGGGCAUGUCCUAGUGGGCGUGUCCACCUCCCCUUCAUUCCCUAUCACUGGCGGAUCCCUUGUGUAGCCACCAGAGGUCACUGUAAAAUCUGUCAGUACAUCAUUGCCCUGCUUAACCCUGAUGCCCUUCCCAUCUUGUUAAAAGUAGUUGUUACAGUCCCAGGUCUGGUCUGCACACCACUCCACCACCUGCCCCCUUCCUGCCCCCCCCCCACUCUCC
Onychomys torridus (southern grasshopper mouse) is the source of this 2888-nucleotide messenger RNA. RefSeq names its product adaptor related protein complex 1 subunit mu 2 (gene Ap1m2). Gene Ontology annotation, biological process: vesicle-mediated transport; intracellular protein transport. Gene Ontology annotation, cellular component: clathrin adaptor complex; clathrin-coated vesicle. NCBI's taxonomy places the organism in Eukaryota, Metazoa, Chordata, Mammalia, Rodentia, Cricetidae. The transcript is spliced from 13 exons. The record is from RefSeq and is a predicted model, not a curated record. The coding region runs from base 938 to 2215 and encodes 425 amino acids. Gene Ontology annotation, molecular function: clathrin-cargo adaptor activity.